AUGAAGUUCGUGCUGUUAGUUAUAAGUUGCCUGCUGGCAGGUGUUUUAGCCACCAAUCCACCGAAAUGGCCCGAUGUGUAUUCGGUCAGCGGUAUGCUGACCAUCCCGUACGCCGAGAUCAAUGAACCGUUCUACGCCUGGUACGACAAAACAAAUGGACGCUCCCGGAUCGACUAUUACGGCGGUAUGGUGAAAACGUAUCAACUCACCAGACAGGGCGACUUUGGCGUAAGUCUAAAGUUGGCCCCGGUUACGACGCAAAAUCAGAUGAACAAAGAAACCUGCCUGCAGGUUAAUGGGUCACUAGCGAACAAGAUCGAUGUGCAGAGCAUCCUGCCGUAUGUGAAGGACUUCCAGCUGAUGGGGACGGAAGAAUGUUCCGGUUAUCAGUGUGAUAAGUUCGGACUGACCGAGUACGUCGGGCAGAAGCGCAACGUUUACUUGCUGUGGGUGCGGUACGUGAAAUCACCCAAGUAUCCUGCCGCCCGUAUGCCCAUCCCGGUGCGGUAUGAGAUGAAGGGCUACAAUACGCUGCUCGGUUCGCACUACGAUCAUUACUAUCUCGAUUACGCAUCGUACGAUCAUCAGGACAUCCCCGAGGACGUGUUUGAGGUGAAGCUGAGUGACCCUUGCGUAGGAUUCCCCGGACCGGGUAAUGGACACUAUGCCACCUUUAAUCCGAUGCAAGAAUUCAUUCAUCCCCGGUCGGAGGAACAUCUGCACAAUGAGUUCGAUCGGUUUAAGAAUAAGCAUGGCAAAUCGUACGGCAGCGAGGAGGAGCACGAGCGGCGUCUGAGUGUGUUCCGCCAGAACCUACGCUUCAUCCAUUCGCACAACCGAGCCAACCGGGGUUUUACCGUGUCCGUGAACCAUCUGGCAGAUCGCACGGAGGAAGAGAUGAGAGCGUUGCGUGGAUUCCGCUCGUCCGGUAUUUACAACGGUGGUCACCCAUUCCCGUACAAUCCUAGCGAUCAUCUGGACGAUCUGCCGGACAGCUGGGAUUGGCGCAUCAGUGGGGCCGUUACACCGGUCAAGGAUCAGUCCGUGUGUGGAUCGUGCUGGUCGUUCGGUACGAUCGGUCACAUCGAGGGUGCGUACUUCCGCAAAACCCAAAAGCUGGUCCGCUUCUCCCAGCAGGCACUGAUCGAUUGUUCCUGGGGCUACGGCAACAAUGGGUGUGACGGGGGCGAAGAUUUCCGCGCGUACCAAUGGAUGAUGGAGGUUGGCGGUGUGCCGAUGGAAGAUGAGUAUGGCGGUUAUUUGGGACAGGAUGGAUACUGCCACGUGCAGAACAUGAUACUGUACGCACCGAUUACCGGCUGGGUGAAUGUAACCUCGGGCGAUUCGGAUGCGUUUAAGGUGGCGCUGUUCAAGCACGGACCGCUGUCGAUCGCGAUCGAUGCCGGGCACAAAUCGUUCAGCUUCUACUCGAACGGUGUGUACUACGAGCCGGAAUGCAAGAACAAGCUGGACGAGCUGGAUCAUGCCGUGCUGGCAGUCGGGUACGGACAGCUGAACGGCGAAGACUACUGGCUGAUCAAGAACUCGUGGUCCAAUUACUGGGGCAACGAUGGGUAUGCGCUGAUGGCGGUGAAGGACAACAAUUGUGGUCUUACGACAGACGCUACCUAUGUGCUGAUGUGA
Anopheles marshallii is the source of this 1644-nucleotide messenger RNA. RefSeq names its product digestive cysteine proteinase 1 (gene 26-29-p). Gene Ontology annotation, cellular component: lysosome. The record is from RefSeq and is a predicted model, not a curated record. Gene Ontology annotation, biological process: immune response. Lineage: Eukaryota; Metazoa; Arthropoda; Insecta; Diptera; Culicidae. Bases 1 to 1644 code for a protein of 547 amino acids. Gene Ontology annotation, molecular function: cysteine-type endopeptidase activity. The transcript is spliced from 4 exons.